AUGAAGAUCCCCAAAUAUAUACCAGAGGUUCUGUUUGAUGAUAGUAAUAUCACUUCCGUGGUGGAGCACGCCAGGGCUUCCGUCACAGCGGCCACUCAGAGGUCCGUGGACUUCGACAGGGUAAGCGGCCAGCUGACGAACUUGGGCAAGACCGUCGCCUCCGCUACCACCCCGGAGCUAGGGAAGGUGCUCGGAACGCUGGCGGUGCAGGGCCAGCAGCUCACUCCCUCAGCCGUCUUCAAGCUGCUUGGCGCGCACCUUGGCAUCACGGAGGCUCCCGCGGACGCGCGCGCAGAAACGAGGUGCCAGGCGUGCGUUAAGAUCCAGGUGAUCACCGCCGGAACGCUCCCAAUGCUGUGCGGGGUGGAGGUUGUGGUUCCCAUGGAAAAGCGGACCGCGAUGUUCGCCACACAGAUCAUCGACACCCUGUGGG
This is a messenger RNA of Prorocentrum cordatum, 433 nucleotides long. The record is from the annotation of a GenBank genome assembly. NCBI's taxonomy places the organism in Eukaryota, Dinophyceae, Prorocentrales, Prorocentraceae.